This is a messenger RNA of Grus americana (Whooping crane), 2298 nucleotides long. RefSeq names its product MOB kinase activator 2 (gene MOB2). The record is from RefSeq and is a predicted model, not a curated record. Gene Ontology annotation, cellular component: nucleus; cytoplasm. Gene Ontology annotation, biological process: signal transduction; positive regulation of protein phosphorylation. NCBI's taxonomy places the organism in Eukaryota, Metazoa, Chordata, Aves, Gruiformes, Gruidae. Gene Ontology annotation, molecular function: protein kinase activator activity. The coding region runs from base 544 to 1287 and encodes 247 amino acids. The transcript has 5 exons.
CUGGUGCCUUGUUCUGCUCAGCCCCUCUCGUGUCUGCAGGAGGGAGGCUGCUUUUGGCUCCCUCUGGAUCUUGUGUAGCAAUCUGGGAGGGUGGAAGUUGGAAUAGCAAUAGCUGCUUGGAGAGAAACAUUUGUCCACCCGUAAUACUGCAGUCAAAUUUUGUUUGUGCUCCCCAAGAACUAAAUUUUCCAGAACAUAAGCAGACAGUGAAGGUCCUGGCUUUCCUGAAUAAGGAGUCUGACCAAGAUGCUGCAUAUGCUUUGGCAUGUUUUCUACAGAAAUGUUGUAAGAUGAGGGGAAAAAAUUGCUCAUGUAGCUCAGAAGGACUUGUGUGAACACUGAGACGUGUAUGACUACUGAGACCAAAACCAGACUCUUUGGCAAAGGACAUGCAGUAAUUUGAUUCGGAGGAGUUCUGACCCGUUCUGGUUUGCAAGGAAAAACGUCAUCACAAAUAUUAGGAUUAGCAGCCUUGCUCUUCAACAACGACAGCUUUUUAUUUUCAUUAAGUGUAUUCAGAUAUUUUUCUGGGAUCUAUGAAGAAUGGCAUUGCUGCUCCAAAAAGGAGCCUUGUUCCUCCAGCGUAACUUUAUUUGGAAGUCCAAGGGAAAGCCAAAUGGUAAAAAGCCAGCACCAGAAGAGAAGAAACUGUACCUAGAGCCAGAAUAUACAAAAUCCAGAAUUACUGACUUCGAAUUUAAGGAGCUAGUGAUGUUACCACGAGAAAUAGACCUCAACGAGUGGCUAGCCAGCAACACAACAACUUUCUUUCAUCACAUCAACUUACAGUAUAGUACAAUCUCAGAAUUCUGUACAGGAGAGUCAUGUCAGACCAUGGCAGUGUGCAAUACACAGUACUACUGGUAUGAUGAGCGGGGAAAGAAGAUCAAGUGCACUGCUCCUCAGUAUGUUGACUUCGUCAUGAGUUCGGUGCAGAAGCUAGUGACAGAUGAGGACGUCUUUCCAACAAAAUACGGCAAGGAAUUCCCAAACUCAUUUGAGUCCCUAGUGAAGAAGAUCUGCAAGUACCUGUUCCACGUGCUGGCCCAUAUCUACUCCUCACACUUUAAGGAGACUUUGGCACUGGAGCUGCACGGACAUUUAAACACACUCUACACACACUUUAUCCUAUUCAUCAGGGAGUUCAACCUCGUGGACCCUAAAGAGACCACCAUCAUGGACGACCUCACAGAGGUCCUCUGCAGCAGCAGUGGGAGCAGCAGUAACGGGAGCGGCAAUGGGAGCAGCAACAGUGCAGGGGCACAGAACCAUGUGAAAGAGAGAUGAGCCAUCCUACUGCAUCAAAACUAACAUUAAAAACAAUAUUAUAUAUUCUGUAUGUAUGUGUAUGUAUACAUUCAGAUAUACAUACAGACAUAUACAGCAAUGAAAGCUGAAAGAAAUCACGCUGCCACCACAGGACGCGUAGUCGUAUGGGACUGUAUGGAGCUUUGGUUUAAUGCGCCACCUGGCGAGAAGUUGCACCAAUUUUAUUUUAUUUUCUGUCCACUCCUCCUUUUACCUAUCAGAUGGAUGAUGAGUGCUGUUUUUAGAGAAGAGCCAAGCUUGAGAGUGGGGCCGCUCUUGGUUUUUUUGGUUGGGUUUGUUUUUGUUUGGUUGGCUGGUUUUUUGUUUUUCUUUCUUUGGUCUUGAGUGCAAGCCCUUUGUCUUUCUAGGAUGGUGGUCCUGCCAUUUAAAAAAUAUCUAUUAUAUUAUAAGAAGUGACUUUUACUUUGAAGCGGCUUAAAAUACAGGUUUGUUUGGGUUUGGUUUUUUUGGGGGGGGUUUGGGGUGGUUUUUUGGUUUGGUUUUACAUAGACUGCCCCUUACCCUGCCCAAAACUCCCCAGUUGAGUGCAUCUUGCCCUUUGUUAGCUUGGAAUGGGAAGAAACUCUGGGCUUGACUAGAGUAGCAACCGGGGGCUUGCUAUGUGCUGAAAGUGGUCAUGAUUCUCCAGUUGUCCCAUCUACCUGGUCACAAUACAUCAACAUGCAAGAAGAUCCACAAGCCUUUCUGCUUAUUGCUCCUACAACUUAUAUACUCUUUUCUCUGCUCCCCUGCCCCCUCUUUUCCCAGGCACACCUCUACAAAUAAAAAGAAAAACAUCACUGGAGUCCAAAACCCAUGUGCAAGAGCCACCACCAUUUGCUUCCCAUUGAACAGAGGCCCGGGGAGGGGGGAGAAGGGUACAUUGAGUCAAUCACCGCCUGUGCUAGAAAGAUGGCUGUUGGCAUAAAAUUAUAUUGUUGGCUUAUUUUAGUUCAUCUGUUCUAUAAUAAUAAAAACAAAUCUAUCAGC